Anoplophora glabripennis (Asian longhorned beetle) is the source of this 4575-nucleotide messenger RNA. Its product is annotated as ataxin-2 homolog. Gene Ontology annotation, cellular component: cytoplasmic stress granule. Bases 356 to 2551 code for a protein of 731 amino acids. The transcript is spliced from 9 exons. Gene Ontology annotation, biological process: cytoplasmic stress granule assembly. Gene Ontology annotation, molecular function: RNA binding. NCBI's taxonomy places the organism in Eukaryota, Metazoa, Arthropoda, Insecta, Coleoptera, Cerambycidae. The record is from RefSeq and is a predicted model, not a curated record.
GUCAGUCUUGACAGACACUACCCGCAAAUGCUGGUUAUACAUUUGUUUGUUAUCAAAAAUAUCAAUUUUUUAAACAAUUCACACGUGAAAAUCAACGGAAACAGACACUGUAUCAUUGUCUGAAUGUAAUAAAACAGAAAUCACUUGAAUGUGAUUGUAAAAACAAAAGAAAAACGCGUUCUACGGUUACGUCACUAGGCCAUUUUGUAUUUGGUGAAAUCUUUGUUCGCGAACGGGUGAAAAUAAAAGGUUUUUCGUAAACCUCGUGUUCUUGUUUUAAAGUGUUUACAUAAAAUUCAUCAAAAUUCCGGUGCCUACGAGAAAUAGGGAUCCCGGCCAUUACGGUAACGGUGACAUGAACAACAAAAGGAAAAAUCGAGGAGGCCCUGUAAGGGCCCAAAGAACGAGAUCUGUAGCAGUAGAAGGUGUCUACAAUAAUGCUCAUUUCAUGCAUGCUGCUACUAGCCAAAUAGGCAAUAUAGUUCGUAUUAAAACAGCCUCAGGAUCAGUAUGGGAAGGUGUAUUUAAGACGUUCUCAAGCAGUUUUGAGGUAGUGCUAGAGGUGGCAGCCAAAGUAGAUAAUCCCGAAGGGCCCAAUUCCCAGAUACAGGCCGAGACAUGCGUAGAGAAGCUCAUUUUUAAGCCUAAUGAUAUUCUAACAAUGGUGGCGAAAGACGUAGAUCUAGAUUACCCCACUCGUGAUACGUUUCAAACCGAUACUGCCAUAUCUGCACGACUCAACGGUACCGCUAAGCUGGAGGAGAGGGAACUGGAACCAUGGGACUCGGGCGUGAACGGCGCCGACAUGCCCUUAGAAUUGGAUGCCGCCAAUGGGUGGGACGCCAACGACAUGUUCAAGAAAAAUGAACAGGAGUACGGGGUACAAAGCACGUUCGACCAAUCCCUGAGGGGCUACACGGUGCCGCUCCAGCAAAGCGACACUGCCGAUUACAAAGAGGCAGAGGCCAAAGCUAAUCUGAUCGCCAGCGAGAUAGAGAACCAGCCCACGCACAAGGCGAGGCUGGAGCUGGAGAACGGCGACGAGGAGGCUGCCUACGCGGCGGUCGUCCGACCUCAUCAGGAUUCUAACGCCAACGGAAAAUAUAUACCUCCAGCGAAAAGAAAGAGUCAGAACAAUGGAAAACUAGUUAGAAGUACGCCGCCACCUAGUCAGAGCAGUAGUAGUCAAAAUACACCCUCCCCAAAAGAAACUAGGCCUCCCGUUAACUACCCCAUGCAUCCCUCUCCGCAUCAGAACAGUGUACACGUUCAGCAAGCGCCCCACAACCAACAGCACAUCCACAACGCCAACAUGCAUCCCCCCCAGAUGCCCAUGCAGCAACAGCCGCAACAGAACGCCAUGCCGAACCAUGGCCGGCCCCACUCCCAUACGCCUCCCCACCAAUACCAGCCGGCUGUCCAGGUCCGACAGGCUCCUCCGAUUCAGCAGCAGCCACACGCCUCCAAGCCUCAGAUGAACGGGGAGGCCAAGCCCAUGCCUCAACGUCAGCAGCGAAACGCUUACAAUCAGAACCAGCAGCAGUACCAGCACGAUAUCAAGAGUCAGGAAAUGGUGAACGUUUCUAAUCACCCCCCGAGGCACAGGGAUGAUACCGUCAAGGAUCUGCACGCUUUCUCGCAGGAUUUCAAGCUGGUGUCCGGGCCAAACGAGCAGCAGCAGGUGCAGGGGCCUCCGCCAGUCAUCGAACAGGUUCCACAAGUUCAACCACCAAUACCCCCAUCAAAUAAACCCCCUCAACAGGCAUCACCCCCACAACCCCAACAGUCGAUAUCGCCCCAGCAAGAAAAUAUCGAAAAAGUGACACACGCUGUAAAGAAGUCGACCCUAAAUCCAAACGCUAAGGAGUUUGUUUUGAAUCCAGCAGCUAAACCUUUCCAACCUAGAUCACCAAGUACACCCUCUGCUAGUAGACCGCACACUCCUCAGACCCCGAGUCAUAGCCCCUACAUCCCGACUACAAUGAACGGUCCCGGAGUACAACCGCAGAUGCCCGUCAUGAUGUACCAUGUGAUGACGAGCCAGCCGCAGUACCAGGCACCGCCGCAGGGCAGCAGAAUCAAACGAAUACCAAUGAGCCAGAUGCGCACCGACAUGGCCUCGCAGAUGCAAGUCGCCGCCGCCACCGGCCAGCCCCUGCUGGCGCCAGCCCCCCUACAGCAAUUCAUCUACCCGCCUAGCAUGAACCAGGCCUACCAGCCCAUGCCGGCAGCGGUCCGCAUGUACGACACCUCCCCCCAAAUACAAUACCUACCGCCUAACCCCCAUCAAUCACAGACCCCCUCUCCCGCUCAACCACCGCAAUACAACCCGGCGCAGGGACCCCAGGCACCGCCGCAGCCCUGCCAGGCCGCCCCGCCGCCGCAGGGUCACCCGCAGUUCCCCCUCAUGUACCCCUUAAUCCCGGCCCAGCCGCACAUGAUGCAGAGCAUGCAGUAUCUGCAGCAGGCGCCCCCACCCCCACAGCACCCCAUGCCGGUGCUGAUGCACCAACAUCCCGGACAAGGUAACCACCACGGGCCCAAUCCUUAGCGGUAAGCCCGGCCGUUUUGUUAGGUAAAUUUUAAUAAUCCUGUUUUCGCCCCUCUUGGUCUUUUUGUUUCCUUUUUACAUAAAAAGAAGGGAGGCGGAGCGUUGGCGUUGCAGAUUUUUUAUUUUUAUUUUUAUUUUUUGUUAUUUAUUUGUGUAGAUAUUGUUCUACUUGGAGUUAAGGUGUGAUGCAGCUUAUGCGUCUUUUGUACAUAUAUUUUUUUCGUGGAGCCAUCCUUGUGUCUUUUUUACCUGAAAUUGAAAUGUUUUCAGGUUUUACCAUGAAGUGAUUAACUCCAAAGCGGUGGUUCUGACGUAACUUUUUUAAUAAGAUAUAUCAGUGAUUUUUUUUAUCCAAAAGUCAAUAUAAUUCUAAUUUAUCGUCCCUAGAAUGCCUCUCUACCAAAUUUGAACAAAAUGUCUUUAAAAGUACUCGAGAUACGGUUCCCAACAUUUUUUUAUUUUUGUGUAACUGUUAAGUUCUAUACUAUUGAACUUAAAUAAACUUUUCCUUUUGCUUUUUGUUUUUUUUUAUAAAACUGCAAUUCUGGAGUAGGUAAUUUUUUUUUUAUCUAGUUGGUAAUAAAAAUUUAGCAUGGAAACUGCCCCUAACAUUUUCACACUUAUUGAAAAUAUUCAUAACAAAAAUACGUGAUAGAAGAACAAAGAAAAUAAUAUAACAACGUUAAAUAAUUCUCUCUAUAUCAGCUAUUCAACGUCCUUUUUUAUGCAUUCUUCAAACCCUUCACCACUUUUUACACACUGCGUUAUUUUAUUUUCUAAGUCCUCCCUAAUACGAAGUUUGUCCUUUUUUAAUAGUGUUGCAGAAAUGGAGAUAUUAGUUAUUUAAUGUUGUAAGUUUGUUUCUUAAUGAAAAUAUUUUUAAUAAUGUGAAUAUAUUAAGAAAUAUAUGUUCCGACACUGAUCUUUUUAAAAGUUAGAAAAAAGUCUUCAAGAAUUUGAUGAGAUUUGAUGAAACAAAAAGUAAAAGGAAAAGCUUAUGUACCAUAUCUAUAACGGUUAUACUAAAUUAAAGAAACUAAACAUUUGGUUAUUCAUAUCUUGAGCACAUUUAAAGAAUUUUUUUUAAUUUGGUUUCUAUAACUUUAAUAUAAAAAAAACGCUUAUAUUUUUUAAAAGUCCGCCAAAUUUUUAAUUUAGAACCCGACGCCUAUGGCCAAAAUCAAAUGUGGUAAUACCAGAAGUUACAUUGCUUGGCAGGUAAUUAUUUUAUAACAAAAAGUCAAAAUGUUUGAAUUUAAAAUAACCGAGAUAUAAGAGUGGCUCCAUAAAAAGGGAGACAAGUUAUACUUAUAUCAUAUUUUUACUAUUAAGUUGCUUCGGCCCUGAAAAAUGUUCUUAUUUUUCGUAAAAACACUGCAUCAUAUUUGAAUAACUCGCAAAAAAUAUGCGUUAGUAAAUUUAUUGAUUGAUUUUAUAUAAAUUAAAGGUAUUGUAUAUAAUUCUUCCCUGUAUAUUUCUAGCAAAGAAAAUAUUAAUUUAAAAUAUUGCGAUUGAAAUUGAUUACAAUUUUUUUUUAAAUAAACACGAAUAUCGUAAGAUACUUGUCAUUACAUUUACUUUUGUUCAUUGCCGUUUUUAAAUAUCAAAGUUAGAUUUUCUACGAAAUCGGGAAGCGAAAUAUUUAAAACGAGUAAUCGCGCCUUAAUUUUAACGUACAACAUUACUCAAAGUAGAUCUGAGGUAGCUUAAUUGUGAAAAUUCUGCGACGUCGACCAUCGGCCUUUGCCCACUGUUUGUAACACCCCUUUCCAAAAUUUGUUAUUUUUUUUUGUUAUAUUCUUUUAAUUUUGUUAAUUGUUAUUUUCUAAAGAUAGAAAAAGGUUCCCCCAAAUAUUUAGGCCACUUCAGUUGUUAGGCAGGUGGGAGAUUGGUAGUUUUCGUGUACGAUUUUUCUAGCUGCAUUCUUCCUAGACAGUCAAUAUGCAAAAUGUUGAGUGAAGUAUUAUUAAGGUACGCAAGAAUUGUAUACGGAAACCGGCUUCCCACUUGCACCUAAAAAAAAA